Oncorhynchus masou masou (cherry salmon) is the source of this 1788-nucleotide messenger RNA. RefSeq names its product protocadherin alpha-8-like. Bases 1 to 1788 code for a protein of 595 amino acids. The record is from RefSeq and is a predicted model, not a curated record. Gene Ontology annotation, molecular function: calcium ion binding. The transcript has 3 exons. Gene Ontology annotation, cellular component: plasma membrane. Gene Ontology annotation, biological process: homophilic cell-cell adhesion. Lineage: Eukaryota; Metazoa; Chordata; Actinopteri; Salmoniformes; Salmonidae.
AUGUCUUUACCGAACAGAAGGAGCUCUAUUGUGACGUAUGUCGUGCUUGUGUUGCUGGAGUGUUACUGGGAAGCGGUGUGCGGGCAGCUCUCCUAUUCCGUCUCAGAGGAGGUAAACCCAGGGACUUCUGUGGGAAAUAUCGCUAAGGAUCUAAACCUCAAUGUCCAGGAUUUGGAGUCGCGUAUGUUUCAGAUUGUCACCGGGUCCAAGAGAAAGUAUUUCGAGGUAAAUCUAAAGACUGGUGUUCUCUAUGUGAAUGAGAGAAUAGACAGAGAGGAGCUCUGUGUGAAGGCUCCGAAAUUAGAAGGAAAUAUUGACUUCGAGAAAGACAAUGCUUUUGAGCUCCGUAUACAAGCUCAUGACGGGGCACAACCCCCCAUGACAUCUCACUCUAAAUUAUUGAUAGAGGUUAUGGACAUGAAUGACAAUGCCCCUGAGAUCACUGUGACGUCACUCUUAGACACAGUGAAUGAGGACAGUAAGGUGGGCACCGCCAUCGCUCUCGUGUCGGUCCUCGAUAUAGAUGAUGGCAAAAAUGGAAUUGUGGAUUGUGAUAUUGUGAAUAAAGUCCCAUUUAAACUGGAGACAAACUAUAAAAACUAUUAUUCGUUAGUGGUCGACGGGCCUCUUGACAGAGAGAGCGCUUCUCAAUACAAUGUCACCAUCACAGCUACGGAUGAAGGGACCCCGCCUCUCUCCAGCACCAGCGUUAUUACAGUACACGUUUCUGAUGUAAAUGACAACGCACCUCACUUCUCAGAACCAGUGAUUAAUGUUUAUGUGAAAGAGAACAGUCCGGUAGGAGAUGUCAUUAAAACUGUGUCUGCACUUGAUUCUGACAUCAAUGAAAAUGGCCAAGUGACCUACUCAUUCUUAGAGAGUAACAGCAAAUCAGCACCGCUGUCUACAAUGGCUAAUAUAAACCCGGAUACUGGAGAUAUAAUCAGUUUGCAGUCUUUUAACUAUGAGGAGAUCAAAACUUUCCAGUUUAAAGUUCAGGCCACAGACUCUGGUGUUCCUCCACUCAGCAGCAACGUGAGUGUGCACGUUUUUAUCCUGGAUGAGAAUGACAACAGUCCUGGGAUUCUCGCGCCCUAUUCUGAGCGCGGCUCAACACUUAACACUGAGAACGUUCCAUAUUCUGCUGAAGCGGGCUACUUUGUGGCCAAGAUCAGGGCUGUAGACGCCGACUCUGGCUACAAUGCGCUGCUUUCUUAUCACAUCUCUGAGCCCAAGGGAACCAACCUCUUCCGAAUCGGAACCAGCACCGGGGAACUAAGGACUAAGAGGAGAAUGAGUGACAAUGACCUGAAAACUCACCCGUUGGUCGUGUUGGUUUCUGAUAACGGAGAACCCUCACUGUCAGCGACUGUGUCUAUUGAUGUAGUGGUGGUUGAAAGUACAGGUGAAAUCCAGACUCAAUUCAGAAAUGUGCCGAGAAAGGAGGAGAACUUCUCUGAUUUAAACCUGUAUUUGUUGAUCGCCAUUGCCUCGGUGUCAGUGAUAUUUUUACUGAGCCUCAUCAGUUUAAUAGCUGUAAAAUGCCACAGGACAGACGACAGUUUCAGAAGGUACAGCGCCCCAGUGAUCACCACACACCCUGACGGAAGCUGGUCUUACUCUAAAUCUACUCAGCAGUAUGACGUGUGUUUCAGCUCAGACACACUGAAGAGUGACGUAGUGGUUUUCCCUGCUCCGUAUCCACCUGCAGAUGCAGAACUGAUCAGUAUUAAUGGAAAUGACACGUUUAACAGGACUCAGACAUUACCCCACAAAGAGGAGAUAUGA